Messenger RNA from Stegostoma tigrinum, 6796 nucleotides. RefSeq names its product cadherin related family member 2 (gene cdhr2). Gene Ontology annotation, cellular component: catenin complex; plasma membrane. The coding region runs from base 141 to 4157 and encodes 1338 amino acids. Lineage: Eukaryota; Metazoa; Chordata; Chondrichthyes; Orectolobiformes; Stegostomatidae. Gene Ontology annotation, biological process: homophilic cell-cell adhesion. The transcript is spliced from 33 exons. Gene Ontology annotation, molecular function: cadherin binding; calcium ion binding. The record is from RefSeq and is a predicted model, not a curated record.
UAAAAGUCCAUCAGUGUCAACCAACGAUGAGAGAAUAGAUUUCACACAAAGAAGGUUCCAGUAAAAAUCGUACCCAUUCCAGAAGCCUUUUAAAUAUUGCCAUUGUACCAGCAUUCGCCACUUCCUCUUGGACUCCUUCCAUGCACCAACCUCAGCAUCAAAAAGGUACCCCUCAGAAGAUGUCAUCACAUAACAUAAUAUGCAUUCUUCUUCUCGGAUUUUGCUUAGUUAUGAAAGCCAAAUCUGCACCAGUAUUUGCCUCCAAUAUGACGAUUAUAUAUGUUCCUGAAGACACACCGAGAGGUGCAGUAGCAUAUAAGAUUAUUGCAUCUGACUCCAGUAAUGACCCAUUAACCUACUCUAUGACUGGAUUGGAUUCUACAUUCUUCCAUUUAGAUGAAAACACAGGCAUUGUCACAGUUGUACGUGACUUGGACCGAGAGGCUAAACCUACUUUGAGUGUUACUAUUUAUGCUAGUAAUGGAAGAGAUGAGAAGGACUUGAAACAAACAAUCAUUCUUGAAGAUGCCAAUGACAAUGCACCCAUGUUUCUAAAUGCUCCAUACAAAGCAUCUGUUUAUGAGAAUGAAACUAAGGGUGCCGUAUUAUUUACUGUUAAAGCAAAGGACGGAGAUCAAGGGCCUGCUGGAACAGUACGGUAUGAGAUUGUGGAAGUACUCCCACAUGCCCCUUGCCUCUUUGAAAUUCAACAAGAUGGAAAAGUUAUUUUGAAUGGUACACUGAGCUACACAGAGAAAAGCACAUUUUAUCAGUUACAGAUCAAGGCUUCAGACUAUGGUGGACUCUACAAUGGAGCAUUUAUCAUUCAGAAUACCACUGCAUUUGCAAUUAUUAAUGUAGAAGAUGUAUCUGACUUGGAUCCUAUAUUUCUGAACACUCCUUAUCAAACGGCAGUGCCUGAGAAUUCUAAAGUGGGAACAACUGUACUUCAGGUUAAAGCUGUGGAUGGUGACUGGGGAAUUAAGAAUGAAAUUGCAUAUUCAAUUUUAUCAUCAAAACCACCAGAUUUAUUUAGUAUUAAUGCUCAAAAUGGAGAUAUACAUGUGUUUCAUUCUCUUGAUCGAGAGGAACUUCUUGAAUUUGACACAAUUGUAGAACUGCAGGUUAUGGCCAAGGAAAAAGGUCUUGAUAUCAAUGGAAUCUUUGCCUCUGCAAUUACAAAAGUAUCCAUCACUGUGACCGAUAUCAAUGACAAUACACCUGCAUUUUACAAUUGCACUCUUGAAACUUGUAAUUAUACUGAAAGUUCAGAAGUGAAUUCAUUUCGCACUUCCAUUCCUGAGCAUUUCUCGUCAGGAGUGCCAAUAGAGAAUUUAGCGAUUGUGGCUCGUGAUCCUGAUCAGGGUGUGAAUGGAACCUUCACGUUGUCCCUUCAUGGAGCAGAUGCGUCAGUUUUUACGGUUUCCCCAGAAGAGAUCAAAACCUUGGGAGUGGUACUGAUAGCAGUGAAAAACUCAGAUGCUAUUGAUUAUGAACAGAAGAACGUUUCAAUCUUUGAGAUUGUUGCAAAUGAUACAACCAACCCAAGUAAUUGUUGCUCCACAGCGACAGUUACAAUCAACAUCGUUGACAUUAAUGAUCACAGCCCAGAAUUCCCAGAGCAAACAUAUAUCCUCAGUGUGAAAGAAAAUUCAGACAUUGGGACUGUAGUUGGAAUUGUUAUGGCAAUAGAUCCUGACACUGGAGCCUUUGGUAAAAUUACAUACAGCCUAUUACAGGAGAACAUACAGGAAUUUAAAGUUGACAACAGGACAGGUGAAAUUACUGUUGCGAACAAAACACUGCUUGAUAGAGAGAAACGACCCAGAUAUUAUGCAACUCUUCAGGCAACAGAUGGUGGGGGCCGUAAGGGUACAACAUCGCUUGAAAUUGUUUUAGAAGACAUAAAUGAUAAUCAUCCAGUAAUGUCAAGAGAGUCGUAUACUGCAUUCAUCACUGAACACCAAGGAAAUGAAUUAAAUAUUAAAAUUGAGGCUUUUGACAAUGAUGAGGUCAACACCAAUAACAGUGAGAUUCGCUACACAAUAGUUGCUGGUGACGACGAACAGAAUUUUACCAUUGAUCCAAUCUUGGGUGUUCUCCGUUCUAUUGGUCCCAUAGAUCGAGAGGCCAUGAAAUCUUCAGAUGGAAAAAUUAAUCUAAUUGUGAAAGCGUAUGAUUUAGGAGUUCCUUCUCUUUCAACAACUGUCAAUGUCACGAUCCAUGUAGAGGAUGUAAAUGACAAUUCACCAGUAUUUUCUCAGUCUGUCUAUUAUGCUUCUGUAAUGGAACAUACAUUAGGAGCUUUUGUGACAUUGGUUAAAGCCAGCGACAAUGAUGCAACAGAAAUCAACAAUCGGAUAACAUACCGUAUUGAAAAUGGUGGCUCAGGAAUCUUUCUCAUCAGAUCAAUCUUAAUCAAUAAUACCAUUCCAAAACAGUAUGGAGGAAAUCUUACUGUUGAUCCUACAAUUGCACUGGAUUAUGACAAAGGACCAAAAUUUUACAAUCUAAGUGUCACUGCUUCAGAUUUAGGAACUCCAUUUAAAAUAGCACGUGCAACUGUUCAUGUCACUGUAUUAGACAUGAAUGAUGAAACUCCUGUACUAGACCCAGAUGCAAUGAAGGAUUUAGAUGUAAUGGAAAAUGACACUGAACUUGGAAUAGUGCGGAAUAUAACUGCAACUGACAUUGACACAAAUCAUUCACUAAUCUAUCAACUGGUUUCAACAGUUUGUUAUAAGUCUAAAAUUGUUGAUGCUCAACCAGAUGCACCAUGCCAUUAUUGGUUUGGACUUUAUGACAAUGGAUCACUCUAUGUGAAUGAAUCCUCAGUUAUUGACUAUGAGGAAUAUGAUCAAGUGGACAUGACUAUUCGUGUGACUGAUCUUUACACUGAAAAAAAUAAUGCUUCCAGUACCGGCAAACUUACAAUCAAUAUUGUGGAUGCCAAUGACAACAGACCUGUGUUUCUUGCCUUGGAAAGAGUAUCUGUUAUCGUGCCAGAAUUAGCACCAAUUUCUGCUGAAGUUGCAACAGUUAAGGCAAGCGACAAUGACACUGGAAAAAAUGCAGCAAUUGAGUUUUUUGUUGUCAAAGUUUUAUUCAUUUUCUCGGAUGGGAAACCAAACAAAGUAUUGCCUGAUGUAUUUGAAGCUUCAAGAUCUACAUUUGUCGAUGGUGAAUACACAGCAACUAUCAAGAUUAAAUCAUCACUGGAUAAAACAUUGAAAGGACAGUACAAGGUAACUGUAGAAGCAAGAGAUGGAGGCAAACCCACUUUAUAUGCAAGCAAUGAUCUGGAUUUAAUUACAGUGGAUGAGAGUUACAAGGCACGAUUAGAGUUUAGUGUGGCCCCUGAAGAAGUUCAGCAAAAUAUGAAUGAAAUAAUUGCCUUGCUUCGGGAAGCCACAUAUUCAAAUCCAUACGUGGCAAGUGUAACUGCUGUCACCAAUAAGAAUGUACAACCAUUAGACAGAAACAUGGCUAAAGCUACAAUGGAGCUGUAUUUUGUAUAUAACAAUGGAACAGCCAUUCCUCCUGACAACAUCAAUAGCAUACUUCAGUUUAACCCCGAGGCUGUAAAGAACCUGAUAGACCUUGGUCUUUUGAAUAUUAAAGAAACAACUGAAUCUAGUAGUAAUGGAAGAUUAUUUGUGGCAAUUAUCGGCGGGCUGGUGGCAGGUUUCGUUAUUUUGUUAGCCAUCAUGAUAACUGCUCUGGUUUGCAGUCGAGAAAGUUACAAACGAAAGAUAAGAUCAAUAACUGCGAUGAACACAGCUAAAACUAUUACAGGUGAUGCACUGCAGAGUGGGCCUAUUGUUCCUGGUACAAACAAAUAUGCUUUGGAAGGUGCUAAUCCAGUGUGGAAUACUGUUAUUGACACUGCCACAGACCUUGGUUUUGAAGAUGCUAAUUCAGACCGUGCAAGUAUUAAUUCUUUGGAUGAGAAUAUGGUCAAUGCAGUGGAAGAUACACAUGCCAAGAAAUCAAACACAUUAGAGAUGACUGAGAAAACAGUUGACAGUUAUUCGACCAAUGAAAAUGCCAAAUCUUUCAGAGCUGCACGAGCUGGCCAUGAUGACAAUAAAGAAAACGCAUCAGGGGCAUCUGGAACUGAACUUCACAGUUCUCAAACGAACAGCAUUGAUAUCUGAGCAUUACGUCAGAUGCUUUUGACUAUUCAUUCAGCUUCUAAGUUUAAAAAUCUGCAUUUAAAAUCUUUAAUGUAAGCAAAAUGGAAUCUGUUAAUAAUAUUUAGCAUGUGUCUUUUUUGUCUGGUAACUACUUUCUCAACAUAAGGUGCUCAUGUGAAGAUUUAUUCCAACUAGCAAUAUGCUGUCAUGAAUAUUUAUUUUGCAUUUGAUUUUGUUUGCUGGCCAUCAUAUUUUAAAAUGAAUGUAGCAUGUUUUAACAUCAUAUUUUAUUUAACACUGUUUAUUACCCAAUUGACAGUAAUGAUGAAAACUGUGCAUUGUUUAGGUAUGAAAAGAACAAUGUUCCAUACAUGAGAUCUGUUGACAGUAACAUGGCCAGUAAUGGAAUGAUGCUAAUGGUAUUCUGGAAAAUUAAAUGCCUCUAAAAAAAUCUUAAUCAUCCAUUCAUUUCCUAGUUAGAAAGAUCCUUCAAAGAAUUUUCCUGCAGUGUAUUCUAUUUAAACAUCUCUCUAUAUAUAUAUUUAUCAAAGAGCUAAAUUGAUUUAAUAAGGAUAUAUUUAUGGAAACAUAUAAAUUUACAAACUACUCAAUGCUUUGAUGUCCUUUUUGCAUCAGUGCAGGUCGAUUUGAAUGAAAAGUGGUAACCUCAAAGAAUAGCAAUGAGAAAAAUUGAAUAAUUACUUGAGGCCUUAGAAGUUAUGUGGAACUUGCUAAUUGCUGAAUAAGGGUUACCUGGUCAGAGGAUUAAGAGAUGGGCUGAAAUGUGGGCAAGUUGGUACAUUUGUCUAUUGGAAAAAAUAUAUACUUUGGUAAAGAGGGAGCUAGUAUGAUAGGGGGACAGUUUCUUGGCAUUGAGAAAUACUUAUUCUCAUUGGUAGCUACUAUGAGGGGACAUAGUUUUAAAGUGAGUAGAGGUAGAUACAGGGGAGACGCCAGAUGUAGGUUCUUUACUCAAAGGGUGGUCGGGGUGUGGAAUGUAUUGUCAGAGAGGGUAUAGGAGUUGGCCUCAUUAGGGACAUUUAAGCAGCUAUUAGGUAGACAUAUGGGUGACAGUAUAAAGGUAGGAGUGGAGGUUAGGUAGACCUGAAGAUUAGGGUAAAAGUUCGGCACAACAUCAUGGACCGAAGAGCCUAUACUGUGCUGUACUGUUCUAUGUUCUAUGUUCAUUAUUAUGUUUGCACAUUAUUUCAUUGAUACCGAAACCAACUGAAAAAUGGUAGAUAAGCAGAAUAUUUGAAGUGAUAAGACAUCAACACAAUAUCAUUAGGAAGGUUGUGUAAACUGACAAUUGAAUCUGAAAUGAAAAGGAGUCCAGCAGACAGCCAAGAAACUGGUCUGAGAGAUUUGAAAACUUAUUAUUUCUACAGAAGACCAAAAAUUUCAAGUUGUUUUGCUAAAAGAAAUCAGUUGGAACAUAUUUGCAAGUAGUUUUAGUUGUGAAGCCGUUAAAUGUAACAAAAUUGUUUGUCAUAAGUGAUGUAAAGCAAAACAUAUGCUUUUAUGUGAAAACUGUGUAAAAAUAGUUGUGUGUACUGUUUCCAAAAAGAAAGAAUAUCAUUUCGUAGUGUUAUGAUGUCAAUUGUUCAGAAACUAUAGUAAAUCAUUUUCUGUUUGCUUAUCAAUGGUUUUAGUUUUUCCGCUUCUAAUUCACUGCAAUGAGUCUAAUGAACAGCAGUAAAACAUCAGGAUUGAUCAUGAUAAUGUUUGGUGGAGGGGUUGAAGCUGGUGGCAUUAUCCAUUCCAACAUUGUUGUUAUCUAUUGGACAUAUACCAAUGAUUGGAGUGUAUACAGUAAUUUGCAGGUCACUGUGAUUGACAUGAAAUGUGUGUGUUCCAGGCAGGUAUGAAGUGCAGCCAGUGAAUGUAUGGCUAGCAACUCCAGAAAAUUGCAGUUUUCAUGUAGACUUUAAAGACUGUAAGUCCUGGUGGAGGUGGUAUAACAGAGGUGGUACCACCAGGGCCUACAGAGCAGGGAGGAUGGAAGCCUCAACCUUAAUUUUCAUUGAUGCACAGAUAUGGAAGGAGAUUGCCAAGGAGAUCACAGGCAGGACCCUGUGCCCCCACAUCCCACUUCACAGCAUGGCUCCAGUGUUGUAAAAAGAAUAAUUCAUUUUACCCAAAUGGUCACGGCAAGUUCUUUUUCACAAACACAACUCUGAACUAUAUCUUUACCAGUAUCCCAACCUCAAGACACUGCAUUCCCCUUUAACUAUAGACACAGAUCCAAAACAACUGCAUUCUUCACAGGCCAUACUCACCACCACCAUCACGACCACUAUCACUAAAAGUGAGCUAACUGGGUAUUGCAACUUGAGACAACACCUUGGCCAACUCAGUGACUUUAUAGUACCAACAGUCCUCUAAGUUAUGUUUUAUUCUUUUCUGUUCUUAGUUGAAAUGUGAUCUCUUACUUCAUUGGUUCUAAAUCACUUGAUUUUAAGUUUGAAUUUCCAUUCUCUUCCAGGUUUACUUAGAUUUGUUUUAGCAUUCAGUGCAGAGCAAAUGUUUGCUUCUCUAUUUACAGACUGUCUUUCAGUUGUGCAGAUGAGUUGAAGUAUUCUGCACACUGUUCUGGGUGAUUUGUAUUGCUUUAAUUUGUUCCUAUCUGUCCAUUACAAUAAAAAGAAGAGAUUUUGCUU